AUGAACGGGCGUGCCCUGCGUUGCUUCGCUACGUUACUUACUCUUGCACGCGUUAGAAGCGUGUCUCUCUACCAAAAUGGUGAUGACUUAUCGGAUCCCGUCCCUCCCUGGAAUAACACCGUUCACAUGUCUGUCAUCCUCCCGUCAAAUUCUUCUUACUUGUUCUCGCUAAGUCGCGUGCGACCUGCGAUCGAACUGGCGAUUAACCGCGUGUCGCAGGAGUUUGGCUGGCAGUUUGCAGUCCAUUACCGCGACUCCGGCUGUCAAUCUCCACUCGCUACGAUGCAUGCCGUGACAGAUUAUUCACGGACCGGUGUGCAUCUCUUCGUGGGUCCCGCGUGUGAUUACGCUGCCGCUUCAGUGGCUCGCUUGCUCAAAUUCUGGAGAGUGCCCAUGGUGACAAGCGGAGCCUUGGCCUACGACUUCUGGGACAAGCACGGCGAAAACAGCGAGUACUUCCUAAUGACAAGGGCUGGAUUGUCUUUUUCCGGUGUGUGCGAAGGCUUCCUCGGAUUAUUUCGACGUUUUGGAUGGAGAAGGAUGCUCAUCUUCUACGAGUCAGAAGGUCGAGCUGCAUCUCAUGGUGAAGACUACUGCUUCUUGUGGGCUAAAGCCAUGGCAGAGGUGCUCAGAAAUGCGUCGGCUGAUGGGCGAUACGAGUUUGAUGGCGUCAGAAUUGUGAAGAAAACUCCUUUGGAUGUGCAAUUAGCGAAAGCGGUGUCUACGAGGUAUUCAAGUAAGUUAAAGGUUCCUAUACGUGCAUGA
Molecule: messenger RNA, 765 nt
Organism: Ornithodoros turicata
Lineage: Eukaryota; Metazoa; Arthropoda; Arachnida; Ixodida; Argasidae
Product: atrial natriuretic peptide receptor 3-like
Exons: 1
Coding region: 1-765 (254 amino acids)
Biological process (GO): signal transduction
Molecular function (GO): signaling receptor activity; peptide hormone binding
Source: RefSeq, a predicted model, not a curated record